Messenger RNA from Coregonus clupeaformis (lake whitefish), 2272 nucleotides. RefSeq names its product gamma-aminobutyric acid receptor subunit pi-like. The transcript is spliced from 10 exons. Gene Ontology annotation, cellular component: synapse; GABA-A receptor complex; membrane. Gene Ontology annotation, biological process: nervous system process; regulation of membrane potential; chemical synaptic transmission. Bases 259 to 1644 code for a protein of 461 amino acids. NCBI's taxonomy places the organism in Eukaryota, Metazoa, Chordata, Actinopteri, Salmoniformes, Salmonidae. Gene Ontology annotation, molecular function: GABA-A receptor activity; neurotransmitter receptor activity; extracellular ligand-gated monoatomic ion channel activity. The record is from RefSeq and is a predicted model, not a curated record.
UUGCGCUUCAUUGUGUACGAGGCUUCUCCUAGUUGAGGUGAAUUCGCUGACAGAGCACCAGUUGUUUUCGUGGGCAGAUGUGCGCACAUCAGUAGGUGCCACCUACAGAAAAACUGGACUGAAGUGGGACACCUUUAAUUCGAAUGCUAAGGAAAAUUCGAUGACACGGACUCUUAUCGCUAGUAUAAACUGACAUUUUUGGCAUGCGCUCGGCCACCAAUCACUACAGAUAGACUCCACCAGACACCUCCAGCAGUGAUGGCUGCGCUCCCCUCUGGAGGGAGAGUGAUCGUCAUGCUCCUCAUUAGCAGGAUGUUAGAGAACUCGCUGCUCAGCGCUGAAGUGAAGGAGGGAGAGAUUCUGCCUCCCACCAUUCAGAAACUGAUGAAAGGAUACAACAAGUACCUCAGGCCUUUCUUUGACAAUGGGCCAGUGACUGUGGGCAUGAGUUUGGAUAUUGCCAGCAUUGACACCAUAUCAGAGAUCAACAUGGACUACACGGCCACUAUCUUCCUGCGUCAGCGCUGGACAGACGAGCGCCUGGUGUUUGAGGGGAACAAGAGCCUGAGUCUGGACGGCAGGCUGGUGGAGCUGCUCUGGGUACCAGACACUUUCAUCGUAGACUCCAAAAAGUCCUUCCUCCAUGACAUCACUGUGGAGAACAGGCUGAUCAGGAUCUUCCCCAAUGGAACGGUGCUCUAUGCCCUGAGGAUCACCACCACUGUGGCCUGCAACAUGGACCUGACCAAAUACCCCAUGGACAAGCAGACCUGCACUCUGCAACUAGAGAGCUGGGGCUACAACAUCAAUGAUGUGAUGUUCUACUGGACCAGAGGGAAUGAGUCGGUCAGUGGUUUGGACACGCUGCGUCUGGCUCAGUACACAGUAGAGGACCACUACACCUCUGCAUCUGAGGCCAUCUAUGAAACAGGCCACUACCCCAAGCUGAUCUUCCACUUUGAGCUGAAGAGAAGCAUCCUGUACUUCAUCCUGGAGACGUACGUUCCCUCCAGCCUGCUGGUGGUCCUGUCCUGGGUCUCCUUCUGGAUCAGCCAGUCUUCCGUCCCUGCAAGGAUCUGUAUCGGAGUGACCACGGUUCUGACGAUGACCACGUUGAUGAUGGGUGCCAGGACGUCCCUGCCCAACGCCAACUGUUUCAUCAAGGCCAUCGACGUGUACUUGGGCAUCUGCUUCAGCUUCAUCUUCGGAGCCCUGAUCGAGUAUGCCGUGGCCCACUUCUGCACCCUUAACCACCCCAACGCCAACAUUGUCAUGUACGGUCACCAGAUGGGAGGCUUUGACGAGGAGAUGAACGGCAUGGUCACCACCAUCGCUGCUGAAAACAACAGGGCCAAGAGGCGUAAGGAGAAAGCUGCUGCAGAUGCUGCAGCCUUGGCGCCCACAGCAGAGCUGGAACUUUGCCCCUCCAGCCCCACUGGCAGUGAACCCAAGCCUGAGGCACCUGAGGAGCCCACCAACCGCUGCCUCAUUGUCCUGGUCCUCCUCCGUAAGGUCCUGCGCAAAGCUGCAAACUGUUGCCAUGUGGAGAAUCCCCACUUAAUAGACAACUACUCCAGGAUGACCUUCCCCCUCUCCUUUGUAUUUGUCAAUCUCCUCUAUUGGACAUACUACCUGUACUUGUAAUCACAGGGGUGUGGAACUGUGUUUGGGUAUGUGUGUGUGUGGGUGUCUGAAGAUGUGUGUUUCUGUCUGUGAUUCAUUCAUGUGUUUUUUCUCAAACAAUGCACAUUUUACAUUCAUGAGUGAGGCAUAGUCAACAUCCUUAGGGGAAUCAAAUGUCCAUGACACAUUUAUUAUACCUUAUUUAGCUCAUUACUGCUUUCAUAAUUGAUUGAUUUCCAUGUUGUUCUUUUAUUGGUCAUAGACGACCUACAGAUGUAGGAUCUUAAUUUGAGCCAGUUUUCUACAGCAGAAAAAUAAUCCUGCAGCAACAGGAAAUGUGAAUUAUUAUAUGGACUAUAAUUAAUGACAUUUUUGUGUAGGGGUUGAAACAUUUUCAUUAAAGUAUAAAUUACAAACUUUAGAAGCCUUGAAAUGCAGGAAAAUUCUCAGCAUCAAUAGAGAUCAAAUUAAGAUCCUAAAUCUGUAUGGCCGGCACAGAGCAGAGGAGUAAAUGGCUGGUUGUGCUGUGUAAUGGUGUAAUGUUUAUGACUGAGUUUCUCACUGCGAAGGGAAACCUCCAGAGCGCCUCUGGGUUAGUCCGAAUAGCCUUGGCCUCUCUCUAUCUCUAUCUCUAUCUCUACCUCUACCU